Messenger RNA from Solea senegalensis (Senegalese sole), 2910 nucleotides. RefSeq names its product DDB1 and CUL4 associated factor 8 (gene dcaf8). Gene Ontology annotation, cellular component: cytoplasm; Cul4-RING E3 ubiquitin ligase complex. The transcript is spliced from 13 exons. The record is from RefSeq and is a predicted model, not a curated record. Gene Ontology annotation, molecular function: protein binding. Bases 383 to 2254 code for a protein of 623 amino acids. Lineage: Eukaryota; Metazoa; Chordata; Actinopteri; Pleuronectiformes; Soleidae.
GCAGCUAGUUAGCCACGACUAACACUGUUAGCUGCUGUCUCGCCUGUUUUGGGACAACCAGCUGUUUAGUUGCCAAGCGGAGCUGAGCUGCAGUAUUUUACUUUCGGUAUUUAUUGGCCUCAGGGAUGCUAGUUAGCAUUAGCAGGCGCGAAGAACAGUGCAGUGUCACUUAAUAAGGAUGCUUGUUGCAUUGAAGAGGAGAUGUAACUAUUUAACAGCACAAAAGCGACAGAAGUCAGACGGGCCUGCGGGGCAGCUAGCGGCUACGACUUAGUUUGUUUACAUUGUAAUGCAAAGAAAAUAACGUUAUCCUGCGUUAUAGUUAGAAAGCCAGCGAUCUAACAGGCUCUUCCUCGGGUCGACGGAGGACAAAGGGGACAGAAUGGCAGAGGCUGACGGCAAAUUGACUGCGCUUAACGGUGGAUCUGAUGAAAAGGAGCCAGGAGAAGAUCAGGACAAGGAGGUAGAUGCCUCUGGCAGCAAAGAAGCAGAAACACGGUCUUCUCAAGAUGCUCCCAAAGAAUCAGGGGAGGCAUCUGGAGACAAGCCUAUGCCAGACACAGAAGGGGAGAUGUGCACAAACAGAGGGGCAGGGGAGGAAGAGGAGGAGGAGGAGGAGGAAGAAGAGGAAGACACAGACAGCAUGGAUGGCAGUGGUCUCUACUCCCUAACUGAAGAUGGUGAAAGAGAAAGUGAGGGAGGCAGGAGAGAGAAGGUAAAGGACACAGAUGGCAGCAAAAGGGCAGCGAGAAAGAGAAAUAGACCCGGCGGUGGCACAAACCACUCCUCCAGCUCAGACGAGGAUGACGAUGAGGAUGAAGACGAUGAACAGAAAGAGGAUGAAGAUGAUGAUGAUGAUGAUGAUGAGGCUAUGGAAGCAUGGCUGGGGGCGGAGCUCUGUGAUCUCCGUGGGCCUGUAUGGCGGGCGGUACCUUCACUGCGCUCCAGGGAGAUCGGCAGGGACUCGCACCAGUUUGUGAAGCAGGUGUGUGGAGCCCGGGGCCUCGUGCAGAGGCUGGAGCUCCAGGGCCGCCUGGAGAAGCACACUGGCUGCGUCAACACGUUGCACUUCAACCCCUCAGGCACACGUCUGGCUUCAGGCAGUGACGACCUGAGAGUUGUGAUCUGGGACUGGGCUGUCCGACGUGCUGAGCUGGAGUUUGACAGCGGCCACAAGAGCAAUGUCUUUCAGGCAAAGUUCCUGCCCCACAGUGGAGACUCCACCUUGGCCAUGUGUGCUCGAGAUGGUCAGAUCAGAGUGGCCGAGCUUUCUGCCACGCAGCGCUGCAAGAACACCAAGCGGGUAGCACAACAUAAAGGGGCAGCACACAAGCUGGCCCUCGAGCCAGAUUCUCCCUGCUCCUUCCUGUCUGCUGGAGAAGACGCCGUGGUGUUUGGAAUUGACUUGCGUCUGGACCGCCCCGCAAAUAAACUGGUGGUUGUGAAGGAGGGCGAUAAAAAGGUUGGACUGUACACCAUCUAUGUCAACCCAGCAAAGACACACCACUUUGCUGUGGGUGGGAGAGAUCAGUAUGUGAGGAUCUACGACCAGAGGAAGAUCAAUGAGAAUGACAACAAUGGUGUUUUAAAAAAGUUUUGCCCGUCACAUCUGGUGUCCAGCGAGUCCAAAACCAACAUAACCUGCCUGGUGUAUAGUCAUGAUGGCACAGAGCUCCUGGCAAGUUAUAACGACGAGGACAUCUACCUUUUUGACUCCAACCACAGCGAUGGAGCCGACUAUCGCAAGAGAUAUAAGGGACACCGCAACAAUGCCACAGUGAAGGGAGUGAACUUCUAUGGACCAUGCAGUGAAUUUGUGGUCAGUGGCAGUGACUGCGGACACAUCUACCUGUGGGACAAGAAUUCUGCACGUAUCGUUCAGUUUAUGGAGGGAGACAGAGGAGGAGUGGUGAACUGUCUGGAGCCUCAUCCUCAUCUUCCUGGUAUGGCCACCAGUGGACUGGACCAUGACAUCAAGCUGUGGGCCCCCACUGCUGAAAGUCCCACAGGACUCAAGGGGCUUAAAGAGGUGAUGAAAAAAAACAAGCGAGAGCGCGAUGAGGACAGCGUGCGCCACGGCGACCAGUACGACACUCAGCUGUUGUGGUUCCUAAUGAGACACAUGAGGAACAGGCGGCCCAUGAGGGCUCGUCGUGAGGGUGCAGACCCGGACUCGGAUGAGUCCUGGAGCUCUCCAGAUUCUUCUGACGAAGAGGAAGGAGGUCCAGACCACGUCCAGUGCAUGUCCUCCUGAGCCAGACACACACAUACACACACACACACACACACAAGCACUAGGGCUGUUGCUUUUUUACAUGAAUAUCAGAAAUCUGGUCAAACUUGGGAGGGACAGUUCAAACCUGACGCUCUGACUGUCUGGAGUCAUUUCUGUGUCAUCCAGCAGAAGGCGCUGUGAGCACUUUGAACGCCAUCUUGCCCAUAAGUAAGACGGUGAUGUUGUGUUGUUCUGCCGUGAAAAUGGAGGACACACCACUGAGCUAAACCGGAGUAACAUGCAAAUCCAUGGACUCAGCUGUUAGCUUUGCAGCUAGCGCUAACAGAAUCAGCAGAGGAGGAGGAGCCAUCCCAGACAAGUUCAGCCUCACAGGGGUGGGUUCUCUGUGUUGUGUAAUAUAAUUCUUGUUAAAUCAUGAUUUUUGUGAAAAGUGACAGCCCUAAUGUGCGCGCACACACACACACACACACACUUUAUUGCCCUUGAAUUGAUGCACAUAGGCAAGCACUAUUGACACACUGGCACACUCAAACACUGAUGAGCCACAGACUUUGGGUGUUUUUUGUUGUUGUUUUUUUUUCUUUCUUACAAAAUAGAGUCUCAUACAGACAAACAUGCAUUUACCUAAAUCUGCUGUUGAAGUAAAGUGACACAGGUGUGUACACACACGCACA